UCGCGGAGCUCCACAGGAGGCGCCAUGGCAGAGACCGCUCCCGUUGCUGCUCCCGAUGUCGCCGCCGCUCCGGCCCCGGCCAAGGCGGCCCCCGCCAAGAAGCCGAAGAAGGCGGCUGGCGGCGCCAAAGCCCGCAAGCCCGCGGGCCCCAGCGUCACCGAGCUGAUCACCAAGGCCGUGUCCGCCUCCAAGGAGCGCAAGGGGCUCUCCCUCGCCGCGCUCAAGAAGGCGCUGGCCGCCGGCGGCUACGACGUGGAAAAAAGUAACAGCCGCAUCAAGCUGGGGCUCAAGAGCCUCGUCAGCAAGGGCACCCUGGUGCAGACCAAGGGCACCGGCGCCUCUGGCUCGUUCCGUCUCAGCAAGAAGCCGGGCGAGGGAAAGGAGAAGGCUCCCAAGAAGAAGGCGCCCGCGGCCAAGCCCAAGAAGGCUGCAGCCAGGAAGCCGGCGGCUGCUGCCAAGAAGCCCAAGAAGGCGGUGGCAGUGAAGAAAAGCCCUAAGAAAGCCAAGAAGCCGGCAGCUGCUGCCACUAAGAAGGCAACCAAGAGCCCCAAGAAGGCGACCAAGGCUGCCAAGCCCAAAAAGGCAGUGGCCACCAAGAGCCCAGCCAAGGCUAAGGCAGUGAAGCCCAAAGCUGCCAAGCCCAAGGCGGCCAAACCCAAGGCAGCCAAGGCGAAGAAGGCAGCCCCCAAGAAAAAGUAAAUAUCCUGAAAAAACCUCCCGUCUGCUUUGCAGAUAAACCCAACGGCUC
Messenger RNA from Numida meleagris (helmeted guineafowl), 748 nucleotides. RefSeq names its product histone H1.03. The coding region runs from base 25 to 699 and encodes 224 amino acids. Gene Ontology annotation, cellular component: nucleosome. Gene Ontology annotation, molecular function: structural constituent of chromatin; DNA binding. The record is from RefSeq and is a predicted model, not a curated record. Gene Ontology annotation, biological process: nucleosome assembly. The transcript has a single exon. NCBI's taxonomy places the organism in Eukaryota, Metazoa, Chordata, Aves, Galliformes, Numididae.